Scatophagus argus is the source of this 3144-nucleotide messenger RNA. RefSeq names its product mitochondrial antiviral signaling protein (gene mavs). The coding region runs from base 115 to 1908 and encodes 597 amino acids. Lineage: Eukaryota; Metazoa; Chordata; Actinopteri; Scatophagidae. The transcript has 5 exons. The record is from RefSeq and is a predicted model, not a curated record.
CUCCGAGGGCACAGCUGCGCAGAUGUGUGUGAAGAAGAUAGCGCAGGUUUUAGUGAGAGCAGGAGUAGCGUUUCAGAGGGAGGCACGAACUGCUGAGGCACCAAAUCACGAAAGAUGUCGUUUGCCAGUGACAAACUGUACAAAGAGUACUUGCUCCGCAAAAUGCCGACCAUAGUGUCCAAGGUGAAAGUGAGAGAGAUUGUGCCCCACCUGCCGUGCUUGACGGAUCACGACAGGGAAAACAUAGAGGCAAAAAGAGAGACUUACGGGAACUACGACAGCAUGGUGCUUCUCCUGGACUGUCUAAAGAGAAGAGAAAACUGGCCGGAGCAGUUCAUCGAUGCGCUUGAGGCGUGUGAUCAUGUGACUAUAGCAGCUGAAGUCAGAGAAAAAUACAACACUCUGAGAGGCACCAACAGUAAGUCAGCAGAUUCCAACCCCAGCUCCCCUCCAACGACUGUCAUCCAGGCACACAUCCAUCCAGCACCAUCUGCCGGUCGUCUGUCCGUCCCAGAGAGUGCUGGGAACAGUCAUGCUGGUGUUGCUCCGCCAGCUGACGCAUCAGCUCCUCUGGAGCCAGCUGCCCAGGCCUCGGCCCCUCUGGAAAUCCCUGUGCAGCCACAAGCCUCCCCGAGCUCAGCAGCCCAAGUUUCUGAGGCGGUUUCCCCACCUGAGCCUGUCGCUGAGCCUCCACAAUCAGCUCGGAUUAAAGUGGCACCUGCUCCAUCAACACCACCUCCUUCCCCCGAAACCACACACAUUCAGGCGGCUACAACAACCCCACCGCCUCAGAGGGAGAUUCUUUCUCACCAGGAGCCUGAGGAAAACUCUGAAUCAGACGUCCAGGAUCUAUCGGGUGAUAAUGCUGUGAUCCCCGAUCAGCUGGACACAGGAAAUGGCAAUGUAUCCAUCAGCGGUGUGAACACUCCUCAGCCGUCCGGUCUUGUUGAACAGCGUGAAACAGAUACUCCAGCCCACCCAGAUCCUCUCCAAAAAACAACCACCUCAGACCCCGAGGUCAGGCCACCGCGGAGUCACUCUCCAGCUCAGGUGAACUCUGAUGUGAUGUCUUUCCGCAUCAUGACCCCAGAGAAGCCUCCAGUCCAGGACACCACCCCUCCGGUUUACGUAAAUCCUACUCCUGUCCUGCAGCCAGAAGAGACUUCUGAACCUCCUGCCACGCAGGUUGUUGAAAGCAGCCCACAGACAGAAGCUGCAGCCUCCCCACUGCCAGAUGCUGCCACAGUGUUUCUCAGCAAGCCUGGACAACUCAUGAGCACCCAACCCCAAAAUCAUGACAGCCCUAUUGUCCCUGCACCCCACCUGCCUGUGGAGCCCUACUCGGGUAACAGCGAGCGGCUGGAAAUAAGCGAAGCUGCCGUGACCUCAGCCCACAUUCCCGCAUGCUCUGCUGUCAGCUCCACCACCAUGAAUACUGUUACUGCACUGCCGUGCCAGGAGAACGGCAUUGCUGUUAACCACAACGAACCGGAGGAAAACCACUACGAGUCUCCUUGUCAGAGUUUGGAAACGCAGGAUGUGCGGGUCAACGUGGUGCAAAUUUCCGAGGAGCCGUCUAUCCUCAAUCUGGAGGGUCAGAGCUCAACACCACAAGGUCAAAUCGUCAACGGCGAAGCAGCCAAAGAGAUCACCUCUGCACCACCACCACCACCACCACCAUGCACCACCAACGCUGCUGAUACUGUAUUGAGUGUAAAGAUCCCCGCCGUUGAGAACUACCACCCCUCUCAGCCUGCACCACCUGAUUUUAACCCAGAGCUGAAAACGCUGCAGGGUUCAGAGGACCACACUUCCUCUCGCACCACGCCAAUUAAUACAAAGUACAUUCUGACCGCUGCGGGAGUGGGCGCCUGUGCGCUGCUGAUGGCGUGGAAGUUUAAGAAUUAAGGGGCUUUAAUACCUUUUAAAGGAAGAGAAGAUUAGGCUUUAAGGCUUUGGAAAGAGGAUCUUCAGGGUAUGGUGCCUUAUUGUAGUCACUUGCUUGCCGUGGCUUGAGGCAGCUGAUCAAUAAUUACCUAGAGAAAUAACAUCUGAUUUGCCAGACCUUUGAUCAUGCCAUUAAUUACAAGUCAGUUAUUGAGUUGCACUGAGUUUUAUCAUUUUCACAUCGAAUCUAGGUGAAAAAAAAACAAAUCUACCCUUCUUAUUCUGCUUGUGGACCUUGGUUAAGAUCUCAGGUUAUUUAUGCACUUGCUGCAAAUCUGUGGUGUGUGGGUGAAGGUAAACUGAUGCUGUUUAUUAAGCAUGGAAAUGUUUGUAUGUUCACCUGUCUGAUAAGCACUUUCUAGAUAAGACUGUUGGCUGCCGUCCCUUAAGGACUGGUCUGCUGAGAACCUGACUUUUUCUGGAUGUGAACUGUGAGAAAAUGAUGAUGGCGCUGUAAACGAUGGCUAGUGCACUCUCUGUAUUUAUUUGUACAUUUAUAUGUAGAUUAUAUGUAAUAUAAAGGUAUAAAAUUUGAUAUUUUAAGAAACACCAAGGUGUCAGAAACAUUCCCAAGCAGUUAUGAUGUCUCAGCACCGUUUAAUCAAGUGGACGGUUUGUUUCUUUCUGAGCUGCAAAGCAGCAGGAAGGAGCUGCCAGCACAUCAGCUGCACACUCAAUUGGAUUUUUUAACGGUCAUUUUGGCUAAUUUCUUCCUCUUUGAUGUUUGAAGAGAUGUAGUAAAUGUUGUCUGUUUUAAUGCCUAAAAGUGUACAAUCAGAAUUGUAAAUGAGCAGAUCUUGCUGUGCUCUGGCAGCCGCUGGUCCAGACAAGCGAUGAUGUUCUUUCUGACUGUUAGCAGCUUAAAAUGUUGAGGCCACAUUUUAUUUUUUCAUGUUUCUCCUUCUCCUUCUCUUUUAACGUUUUGACUGUUAUGUUCUUUGAGAUAAGAUUUUAUUGUAAAUAGUACUGUCAAUACAUGAAAUAUCACAUUAAAAAAAAUAAAAAAAAUUUAGAAGGUUUUGCACAAUUUAGGUGGAUUUUUGAGCUUCAGGGAUGCUUUUUCGAUGAAAUGUGUCAUUAUUAUGAUGCACAUGUAAUUUGUAAUCUUAGUUUAAUUUUUAGCCCAGUUCUCAUGCACGCGUCUCUCUGGCUGUGCACUUGGAAAUAACAUCAAUAAACCUGAAAUCAUAGGAAAAA